GUGGCCGGAAGGAGGAAUCGGUACGAUGCCGUCGCUCGCUUCGCCUGCGGAACACGGGGCCUCUCUACGCCCGACGGCGCCUCCAUUACUGCAGCAUGCUUCUCCUAGUAGAGCACACGCUGUCGCAGGGCUGCAGUCGUUGGAUCUUUCGGCUAAAGCGGAUGCCAACGCCUCUGUCAUGGACGAGCUACUACUCAAGUAUCUGCAGACACGAGGCUAUCACAUCUCCAGAGGGGAGUCGCAACAGCCACAAGCCACAGAAGAGGAGAGAAGACGACUGCUAGGCGACAGAGCGGCACGGAUAGAGAACGCCAGCAUCGACAAAUACGCGCAGCAGAUGGGCCUGACCACGGAAGCGUGCACUGCGAAUCACUUGCUGUUCUACGGACUCACUAGUGGCAAUUCUGAAGCUUACGAUGAAGCGUACGGCAAGCUGCUGGACUGGAUCUGCAACUCGCUGGAUAUGUAUCGCAACGAGCUCCACACUGUGGUCUUCCCGAUCUUCGUGCACUGCUUCUUGGAGCUGUUGGCGAAGGGAUUCGUAGAGGCAGGCAGGCGUUUCCUCCAUCGAUAUGCACCAGAUCACACCAGGCUGCACCUGGAGGAACUGCGCACACUCAGUCUCGUGUUCUCGCCACAACAUUUGCGUGAAAACGAGUACGUGCGCGAGGUACUACAGAGCAAGUUUAACGUCGAGAUGAGCUUGCUGUCUUUCGAGCUGCUCAACACAUUUUUGAGCCAGGAGCGUCUCUUUUUGCUGCUAUCAAUCGUCAACGAGCGCGUCAAUCUCGUGGUGACGUCGAACCAACCAGGUUUUCAGAUUCAACAGCUUCAGGACGCGCCUACGCCAGUCGAAACGCUGAAUAAUUUGGCGCCCAAGAACGACGCCACCAGCGGAUUUAAGACGUCGGAUGAACUGGCGCAGGCUAUAGCGGCAUCGAAUCAUCCAAGCGAGAGUGAGAUCGCUAUGCCCUUGACCACGGGGCCCUACGAUGUCGACUAUUUGGUACGCGCUGCUAGUGGUUCUGCGGCAGCUACUGGACGCAAUGGCUACACGGUGCACGAUCUCAACGCCAUUCCUGUGAACUGGGGAGUGCUUCCGGAGCGCAAGGUGCAUGAUCCCUCUGCGGAGGACGAAGAAGACGGACUAGAAGGCGGUGCAGCCUCCAACGGAGCAGCAGGGGGAACCUCUGCUAGUGCUGCAGAUAAAGGCAAGGCGUCGACUACGUCUGUAGAUGCGCACCGUAAACACAAACGUGUGAAGCUGUCAGAUGACGGCACGACAGGCAAGAAAAGAGAGCAACUGGAGGAGACAGGCCCGCUACCCGAUCGGAAGAAUGCUUUCAACGCCGAAGUGAUGGAGAAACUCGUGCUUCGCGUACCUGCUAGCACGAAGGAACAUAUUUUCGAGGAUAUUCGAGUUCGCGCUCCAGUGAGUCGAAGUGCGCUGCCUUCGGCUCUGUGCUUUACGCUUCUGAAUUCAGCAACACACAUAAACAACAUGUGCUUCAACGACGACGUGACUAUGGUUGGCGCUGCAUGUGACGACGCCUCCUUCCGUGUAUGGCGCAACGAUGAUCAGCCAUUGGGCGCAGCCGCCGGAUCCGUGUACCAUGGCAAUGGAGGGCCGUCUUUUGCAGAAGCAGAGGAGGACGAGAAAAUGGCUGUCUUACGAGGCCACUCGAGCGCUGUAUAUGGCGCAAGCUUUUCCCCUGACAAUCGAUUCGCACUCACGGCAUCAGCUGACUCCACUGUUCGACUUUGGAGUCUGGCGGCGAGGAGCAACUUGGUCGUGUACCGCUCGCAUCAAGGAGCUCCGGUAUGGGAUGUUACCUUUGCGCCGCUAGGAUACUACUUUGCGACCUGCUCCAUGGAUCGGACAGCGCGGCUCUGGAGUACAGAUCACAUGACGCCUCUACGUGUUUUUGCUGGUCAUUUAUCGGAUGUGGACUGCGUGCGUUUCCAUCCGAACCACAACUAUUUGGCCACUGGAUCCAGCGACAAGACUGUACGGCUGUGGGACGUGCAGUCUGGCAAGUGCGUUCGUGUAUUCACGGGCCAUUUUCGUGGGGUGCAGUGCCUAGCAUUCUCGCGCAACGGUCGGUAUCUCGCAAGCUCAGGAGAGGAUCAGUACAUCAAUAUUUGGGAUCUACAGGCAGGCAAACGUCUGGAAACCCUCAUGGGCCAUAAGGCAAUGGUCACGUCGCUAGACUUCAGCCAGGAGAGCACAAUAUUAGCAAGUGGUGGCAUGGACUCCACAGUGCGUAUCUGGGAUAUGAAGGCGCUCACGGAGAAGCCCACGACGUACUCUUCCCUCUCGGGGGCAAUGGAAGACUUGCACGUGAGUUCAUCGGAUGCAGCCUUCGAGUUGAACGGAACUCAGCUACCGGGCCGAAGCCGGUUUGUCAAACCUGUGCCGAUGGUACGGCCUGGAGCGGUACAGGAGCUACCGUCCUCGCGUUUCCUCCUCAAGACGCUGCGCUCCAAACAGACACCAAUGUAUCGGGUCCACUUUACGCCGCGCAACCUGUUGCUUGCUGGCGGCAUAUUCCAGCCGAAAAUGGAGACAUAA
This is a messenger RNA of Phytophthora infestans T30-4, 2572 nucleotides long. Its product is annotated as transcription initiation factor TFIID subunit, putative. The record is from RefSeq and is a predicted model, not a curated record. The coding region runs from base 26 to 2572 and encodes 848 amino acids. Gene Ontology annotation, molecular function: RNA polymerase II general transcription initiation factor activity; protein binding. The transcript is spliced from 3 exons. Gene Ontology annotation, biological process: transcription initiation at RNA polymerase II promoter. Gene Ontology annotation, cellular component: transcription factor TFIID complex. Lineage: Eukaryota; Oomycota; Peronosporomycetes; Peronosporales; Peronosporaceae.